UUGCAAAAGAAUGAGGGAAACGACUGCGGAAGCAGAAGAUGAUCCCAUAGCUUGGAAAUGGGUAAUUCGUAAAAGGGUUUGGGAUUUUAUGGAGGCGCGGAAUAUUGCCCAGAACCCCAGACCCGUUCAUCAUCGGAUCCCAAACUUUGUUGGUGCCUCAGCUGCUGCCAAAAGAUUGAGUGAACUGGAAGUAUUUCUCAAGGCAAGAUGUGUGAAGGAAAACCCGGAUUCGCCUCAGAAGCAAGUCAGGUUUCUCUCUCUUUCUGAUGUACCAUCAAUGAGGCAUGCACGUCUGAAGGGGUUGCAAAGUAUGGAAGGCCAAUUGGAUUGGAUGAAAAGAUCAAGGUAGAUGUAAUUGUCAUUGGUUCAGUUGCUGUAGAUCCCAAAACUGGGGCUCGACUUGGCAAGGGAGAGGGAUUUGCUGAACUUGAAUAUGGCAUGCUGAAGUAUAUGGGGGCCAUUGAUGAUUCAACACCGGUGGUUACCUCAGGUACACAACUCACCUAUUUUUCACUAAAGAAGGAAUUUAUAACAGGAAUCUCUUUCCAUUUAAACUGGUAUGGUUAUACAUUAGUGCUCACCGUUGAACUUGCAACAGGAAGCCAGUAGUCUAUUGCAACUGUUUUAGACCACAACUCAAAUAUAUAU
Hibiscus syriacus is the source of this 648-nucleotide messenger RNA. RefSeq names its product 5-formyltetrahydrofolate cyclo-ligase-like protein COG0212. The record is from RefSeq and is a predicted model, not a curated record. NCBI's taxonomy places the organism in Eukaryota, Viridiplantae, Streptophyta, Magnoliopsida, Malvales, Malvaceae. Bases 11 to 349 code for a protein of 112 amino acids. Gene Ontology annotation, cellular component: cytoplasm. The transcript is spliced from 5 exons.